AUGUACGCGGGCUUUCCAAGACUGAACGUGACGGAGGUGCAGGAGGCCGUCGACCUCGACUUCGAGCUGACAAAUGAGAAGGGUUGCGUGAAGGUGACCGAGUUCCCGGUGCCGAAAGUCGUGAACUUGUCCUUCUCUGCCCUCUGCGCGCUGCUCUACAACGCCCGCACCGCGACGAGCAGCCGCAACAUCUUUGGCAGCGUUAUCGGCCUCCAGCUGCAGGAUACCGUCGAGGUGACGGAUGUCAAAACAAACCCGUCCAUCGACAUCGAGGAGGAUGACCGCAUGACCGAGGAGGAGCGGAUGGAGCGGGUGCGCAAGGAGCGCAAGCUGCUGGACGCGGACAAGGCGAUCUUUGAGAACAUGUACAACCAGGAGAACCUCGACACAAACGUCAUUGGCCAGUUCGUCGUCUCCAGUGCCCGCUUUAACCCCUUCUCCACGCGCACGAUGCGCAAGCUGCAGGAGCUGCACCGGGAGAGCCUCCCAGCGAUUCUUCUGACCUACGACCCCUUCCGCACGAGCCUGCUGGGCCGCCCGCACAUCCGUGCCUACACGCCGACGGCGGCUUACUAUAAGUACGACUCGCUUGUGUCCACCGAGCGCGGCUACCAGCGUCGCCGCAGCUUGGCACAGUACGCUAAGGAGAGCGGCAUCACCAAGGAGGGCGUCCUCCACGAGAUUCCGGUGAAGCUGGAGGUGGAUGCCUUCCAUAAACUGAACCUGAUGAACGUGCAGCCGACCGCGGUCGGCGACUCCUUCAAAGCCAUCCAGAGUAUGGCUGUGAGCAACUACAUCGAGGCGCUGCUUAGCUCGAUUCGCAACAACACGGAUCAGCUGAAGCAGAAACUCGACUACGAGGGUAACGUCAAGGACAACGGCAACGUGCCCGUCGGCCAGGAUGCGGAAACAAUGCUGCUCAUGAAGCACGUGCGCGACCAGACGGACCACCUUGAUGCGCUCUGCGAUAGCGCCCUGCUCUACUCGUCGUUGCUGCGCGACCUGUAG
Molecule: messenger RNA, 1008 nt
Organism: Leishmania mexicana MHOM/GT/2001/U1103
Lineage: Eukaryota; Euglenozoa; Kinetoplastea; Trypanosomatida; Trypanosomatidae
Exons: 1
Coding region: 1-1008 (335 amino acids)
Source: RefSeq, a predicted model, not a curated record